AUGCCUCUCAUGUCGCGUCGCCGCAGCACUCUGGACACCCUCUUAAACGACAUCCGUAGUAAUGCCCAGGAAGAUGCUGCCACCACAAACUCGGGCUAUGCCACUCCCGUGCCAAAUACACAUCGUCCCAUGAGUGCCCAGGACCCCAUCUCCCCCAUGGACGCCCUCAGUCUUGGCCCACCUUCUCCGCCCAUCCAGACGGCCACUUCGUCUACGGCUCGCUUUAGCAUGUUACGGUGGAGGCACUUCUCCGAUGGCCAGCUCUCAGCCAAGGCGAGACUGCAUGCUGAAGCUGACAAGACUCCUCCGGUGCCCCAAGUUCCGCUUGAACAUCAGUCACAGACUCCAGUGCCAACCCCCCAGAUCAUCACCACUGCCCCGACCAUGGACGAGCACAAUCACCCUACACAUCGCGCCCGGAAAGCAAAGAGUCCUUUCAAGCGUCAGAUCUCGAAGCUCAGCCCCUCGAAACAGCGUCGAGAGUCGACCGAAGACCACCGACCAUGGCGUAGAGGCCGCUCUGUGGAUAUCGAUCGGCUCGUUCCCGAUGUUUUUGCUCCGCCACCUUAUGGCGACGAAUCAAAUUCGGCUCUGGCAUUGCCCAUCACUCGUUUGUCCGACUCGUCAGGAGAACAGAGGAGCUCAGGGGAGCAUGUCACAUAUGCUACGACCACCACUACCCAUACCAUCUCGACUACCACAACCCUGUUCAAGCUUCCACGCCGCAACAAGAAAAAUAAGUCACUGUUCCCUCUACCUAGCAAAUCGGCAUCUUCGCAGAUACCUCCUGAGACAGAAAGUCCCCACGGCACGCCCCGUCCUUCGACCAGCGCUAUCUCGACUCACUCCAACAUAGAAUCCCCCGAAAGACAGAGACGACCUCCUCCUCUCAGCGCUCUUCAGCGACGCCACACCGAAGCCUCACGACCGCGCCUUUUCCUCUCAUCUUCACCCGCACCUGCUCAGCUCGCAAGAUCAUCAAUCGCGGCUCUUGCUACCCACGGGGGUGCUCCAUUGUUCCGGAACGACUCAAGUAACUCUACACACUCCAAUGGCUCGUCGCCCGUUCUCAACCCGCCUCGUCGAUUCGGCUUGCGAGAUAGAUCCUCAACCGUGAGUUCGUUCGGACGCCGAUCUGAGGAUCGUACCCCGCCUACACCGCCCAUGCCCUCCAGCGCUCGCAAUUCGACCUCAACCUCAGGUAGAACUAGUCUGGGUGGACUUUUAGGAUUCAACAGAUUCCGACACAACUCUGACCUUCGAGACCGCAACUCUUCACCUGGCUUUCACACAAAAUCCAACUCGCUGUCUCCUAGCGUAAACGAGCCUCUGGUCAUACCAGAUCGCGAAGAGGGCGACACCCCCGGCAAAUAUUUGGAAAGAUUGCAAGUUGCCGUAUCUCGUAGUCUCAUCGCGGGAAUACUAUCAAAAUCAGCCGACCCAUUUGCACAAGCCGUUCUGCGGAGUUACUGUCGCAAGUUUUCUUUCUUCGGGGAACCUAUCGAUAUGUCUUUGCGCAAGUUCCUGCUGGAGGCAGAGCUGCCGAAAGAAACUCAACAGGUAGACAGAGUUGUACAGGCCUUCGCAGAUCGAUACCACGAAUGUAACCCUGGAAUCUUCAUGUCGCCUGAUCAAGCUUACAUCAUAGCUUUCUCACUGAUGAUGCUGCAUACCGACGCGUUCAACAAAAACAACAAGAGGAAGAUGCAGAAGCAUGAUUACAUCAAGAACACUAGCGGUCAGAAUGUCUUAGACGACGUGUUGGGCUGCUUCUACGACAACAUUUGCUACACGCCUUUCAUUCACUUUGAGGAAGAGGUAGAUAUCAAUGGUGAACGACUCCUCACCUUCAAGCCAAAGAAGAGUAAGCUUCGGGGUAGUAUACCUGAUCCUGGAAGGAAGAACAGUGGACCAAUCGAUCCUUAUGCUCUGAUCUGCGAUGGCAAGCUGGACUCACUGAGGCCUUCUAUCAAGGAUUCGAUAACCAUGGAAGAUCCCUACAGCUAUUUGGGCACUGCGAACUUCUUCGAUAUGAAAAGACUGCAAAAGGCUUUCGUGAAUACCGCUAUUCUUCAGAUCAUCUCUGCUCGCUCUAGGCCCGCUGCUUUCGAGUCCCAAGCUACUCGCGACAAUCCUAGCGAGUCAGCUAUAGGUCUCGUAGAUCUCAAGGUCACGAAAGUCGGCGUCCUGUGGCGAAAGUCCACAAAGCGCAAGAAGACAAGAUCUCCAUGGCAGGAAUGGGGUGCCAUCUUGACCGGAUCUCAAUUGUACCUCUUCAAGAACGUCACUUGGGUCAAGGGUUUGAUGUCGCAGUAUCAUACGCACGUCAAGCAAGAAGGCACCAACGCGCCCGUCAUCUUCAAACCACCAAUUCAAGAUUUCAAACCAGACGCUCUCAUUAAGACAGACGACGCUGUUGCUUUGCUUGAUCGUAGUUACCUGAAGCACAAAGACGCUUUCACAUUGGUCCGUCACGGCGGACAAGAAGAAGUCCUGCUCGCUGAGAACGAAUCCGAAGUCAACGAUUGGAUCGCUCUGAUCAACUACGCUGCUGCUUUCAGGUCUGCUGGUGUGAGGAUUCGUGGAUUUAUCGGCGGAACGGACACCGACGUCACAAUCAACAGCCGUGGUAGGCUCAAUUCGACAGCUUCCGUCGAUUCUUCGAUCAACGCAUCUAUUGGCUCAGCCCUGAACUCGACUAUAACACACGACGGACAGAUUACUGUGGGAAAGAGGGACCUUACUCCGCAACUCGUCAGACAAGUGUUGGCUGCUCGACGACAGAUUAUGUUACAAACUAUAGUGGAGUCGGAAAGAGAGGUGACCGAUGCAAUCAGGAACCUCGAGAACAUGAUGCGCAACGCUCGACACCUACUUCUUCUUGCUCCCAUACAGCCAAAGACAAGAGAAGAUGUGUGUCAUGCCACUGCUCGGAUGGACGCUAUGCUGAAAUGGGUCAGACGUGACAUCUGGCGAACAAAGUGUCACAGAGACAUCCUCUCCCUAGAUUUGCAAGAAGAUGGGGACAUAUUCGACAGUAAGUUAUCGAGUUCGAUAGCGAAUAACCGCAAGACUAGUGGUCUUCAGAAGACGGUCUCGAAGACUAGCUCUGCCAUAAGUCAGCAACCACAUCCCCAGUCACCAACCCAUUCUUCUCGACCAAAUGGCGGAGAUGGCCAGGGCGAGGGCUUUUUCAACAGGGACGUUUUCAAAACACCACCAGAACAUGCCCUCAGGUUCGGAGAUGCUUGGCAACUUCCUAGUAGCCCACUGGAACUCAACAGCGCACAAGACGAUCGUCGUCCUUCGACUGCUAGUGUCCCGCAAUCUGUCAUUCGUAAGCACAGCGUUGCUGGCAUGUCAGUUGCGUCUAGUGUGCAGGAUGGAGACAGAUAUCUUUCAUCUGCUGCUUCUGAUGCUCAAUCACGCCAUGGUCGCUUGACACCUACCCGGAGUUAUGAGACCCGGGAUCACGAAGCUGCUCUUCUUGCACGGGAUCCACUAGCCCCAUCCACGUCUGCCGCCACGCAUUCUACCGCCGGAAUUUCAGAAUCUUCUCACGCGACUCCAGAAAGUGCCUCCAAGCUCAAGAGUGGAAGAAGAAGUCUGCAUCGUACGCUGCGAGAUGGUCGCCAUGACACAUCUGCGUCUCAACGUCAUCGCAGGGGCAAGGAGAGUGCCAGCACAAUCCGCUCGGACGGAAGCCGUGCCGAUGAUUCUGUCGAGGCUACUCCUGGUUUGGAGAGGACAGCGACAAGAUUCAUGGUCCAUGGCAAGCAAGCCUCGGUCGUAACUUUUGGUGCGGACUGGGCAGAAGAGAAAAUGCGGCGCGAACUUGCCCGCAAUCACUCUGCAUCGACACAAAAUAGCACAGAGGAGAGCGGACCAGAUGCCAACUUACAAUAUCAUGUCACUCAAGCUCUCUCAUCUUUCAACCAAAACGAUACUUCCAAUUCGGACGGACCAGGAACGAUGAAUGUCCGCAUUCCUACCGUACACGAAUGGCAAGCUGAUCCAGCUGACAAGACACCGACUGCUGCGGUCGAGAAGUCAUUACCCGAUCCUUUCAAUCUUCAGCAUGAGCUGACUACGCCCACUCUGAUGUCGAGCGAUGACGAUCUCGACUCUUAUUUCGACGCGAAUAGUCCGCGCUCAGACAGAGUGCGCAAUACCUCACGCAAGUUCUCUGAGUCAAAUGGGCUAGAAGACGCCUUGAAUAAUGCAAGAGAAGCGGUCCUUCCCGAAGAUCUUCCUCUUCCAUCAUCACCCCCUAUGGCUGUCGAGCAGGAUCAUCACGACGACAACACCAUUCCCUUCUCGCGAUACAUUGAGAACGGAAAACUGCGUGAACUUGCUUCACCAACAAAAUAG
Aureobasidium subglaciale EXF-2481 is the source of this 4371-nucleotide messenger RNA. RefSeq lists its product as uncharacterized. Gene Ontology annotation, biological process: regulation of ARF protein signal transduction. Gene Ontology annotation, molecular function: guanyl-nucleotide exchange factor activity. The record is from RefSeq and is a predicted model, not a curated record. The transcript has 2 exons. NCBI's taxonomy places the organism in Eukaryota, Fungi, Ascomycota, Dothideomycetes, Dothideales, Saccotheciaceae. The coding region runs from base 1 to 4371 and encodes 1456 amino acids.